Exserohilum turcica Et28A is the source of this 1623-nucleotide messenger RNA. RefSeq lists its product as uncharacterized. The transcript has 2 exons. The record is from RefSeq and is a predicted model, not a curated record. Gene Ontology annotation, molecular function: monooxygenase activity; iron ion binding; oxidoreductase activity, acting on paired donors, with incorporation or reduction of molecular oxygen. Bases 1 to 1623 code for a protein of 540 amino acids. NCBI's taxonomy places the organism in Eukaryota, Fungi, Ascomycota, Dothideomycetes, Pleosporales, Pleosporaceae.
AUGUACACCCUUGUCCUCGUAUUCUUGCUCCUUGCGUCCUUCGUCCUCUACACACGGUAUAAGAAUAAACCACCGCCCGGCACAAAAGCUGCCCCUGGCCCCGCUGGCCUCCCAAUCCUCGGAAAUGCCCAUCAACUCGGCCAGCAGCCCCACCAGCAAGUCACGGCAUGGGCUCGUGAGUUUGGCGAGGUCUACAGGAUCCGCCUGGGCUGGAACGACUGGUACAUGAUAUGCUCGCCCGAUGCGUGCAAGGAGAUUCUCGACAAGCAGUCUGCGUACACCAGUUCGCGGCCGCCCGCCCCUGUUUCCCAGGAUGCUUUGUCUGGGGGGAAGAGGUUCUUGUUUAUGGAAUAUGGUCCCGAGUGGCGGAAGUUGAGGAGCAUCAGCCACAAGCUGCUGACACCGGCCGUCAGCGCUACCUUUAAACCGAGCCAAGAAUUCGAGGCCAAAAUGCUGCUAGAGGAGAUUCUGAACGGGGCAGACGUGAGCAAAGGAAAUGGGGUUAGUUACAAGGCGAUCAAAAGGUACACGGUCAGUGUUAUCAUGACCAGUACCUAUGGGCGGCGCAUACCAGAGUGGGGUUGCAACGAAGUGCAUCAGAUCUACAGCAUCAUGGAAGACUUUUCCAACGUAGCAAAGCCAGGCACAUACCUUGCUGACACACUUCCCUUCCUUGGAAACCUUCCCCCGAGCCUGCAGUGGUGGCGUAAAGACGUCAAGCCAUACUUUGAGAAGCAAGCUAGCCUCUGGAUGUCUUUUUGGAGCACACUCAAGACCCAAAUGGAAACCAAGAAAGCGCCCGAGUGCUUUGUCAAGCAGUUCAUCGAGAGUGACUACGAGAAGCAGGGUAUCAGCGAACUGCAGGCUGCGUUCCUCGCGGGCAGUAUGAUUGAGGCUGGAAGUGAAACAACAUCUGCAGCACUCAACACAGCGAUCCUUUACCUUUGUGCAAACCCUCAUGCUAGGCAACGAGCCUUUGAAGAAAUCCAGAGGGUGACCGGGUCCUCUCGAUCCCCAACGUUCGAUGACGAGCCCAUGCUGCCAUAUAUUCGCGCCAUUGUCAAGGAAACACUGCGCCUACGUCCCGUCACCAAUAUCGGCACACCGCACUACACCACGGCGCCCGUAAUAUACAAGGGCAUACACAUUCCAGCCAACUCGGUCGUCUGUCUCCAGCAGUACCCCAUUCACUAUGAUCCAAGUAUUUUUGACCAACCCGAGCGCUUCCACCCAGAGAGAUACCUCAACCAUCUCCACGGAUCAGGACACUACGCUGCUGGCCCUGCAGCUAGCCGCGACCACUGGGCUUUUGGUGCAGGCCGUAGAAUCUGCUCUGGCAUGCACCUGGCAGAGAAUAGCAUGUUCAUUGUGCUUGCAAAGUUGCUGUGGGCUUUUGACAUUCUGCCACCAAUCGAUAACACAGGUAAGGAGAUUGAGGUGGAUACCAGCGAUGCGGCUUUUAAAGCGACGGGCAGUAGCACAAUGGCAAGGCCUUAUGCUGUGAGAUGGAGGGUAAAGUCUGAAGCGGUCAAAGAUACAAUUUUAAAAGAAGCGGCUGAGGCGAGAAGGGAUGGCUAUGUGCUUAGAGGGGUACGUGUAGGUGAGGAGGGUGUUGAGGUUUGA